AGUGAUGUAUGGGUUUGACGGCAGGGGGGAGGUUUCGUCAUGGCUUCCUCCUCGACAUAAAUAAAGAGAAACGCUAUUUGUGAGCGGCAGCAGCAGAACAGGAAGCAGAGAGGCGACCGCAGAGGAGUCUGCUGCACUUCAACAGCCAUAGAGAGAUGUCUUCCCAAACACAGAGACUCCGCUAGCAAACUAGAGGAAGCUAAAAGACAUCCACAUCUUACUAAACGGAGCUCGGGAAGGCGAGAAAUGGAGAAACAGCAGCAUUCGUCGGGUUCAGAGAGUCCGGUGCUGCCGCCUGUCCCGCGUAAACCGAGGAGCCUCGGAGGAGUCAUCCCUGCACCUCGUCAAGACAGCGUGGAUCUACCAGACAGUCCUACUGGAUCUCAUGUGGAGUGGUGUAAACAGCUGAUAGCAGCCACUAUCUCCAGCCAGAUCUCUGGUGGUAGUGUCCCCCCAGAAGCCAUUACUCGUGAAUACAAGGUUGGGAAGAAGAUAGAUUUCAAGGUAUCCAGGAGGACAAAUCUGAGGUCUCAGGACUCUGGUGAAGAUGGCUGUCAGUUUGACAGUGACUAUGAACUGCCAUCUCACACUACGCAGGCUUUCAAGGAUGUGCGAAGGCAGGCACCCAUGGAUGAAGUCCCACUGGUCCCUGGAGAGACAGUCAAAACCACUGUUAAAGAUGUGAUGUAUAUCUGUCCUUUCACUGGAGCUGUGACCGGCACACUCACAGUCACAGACUACAAACUCUACUUUGUCAGUCUAGAACGAGAUGCUCCUUACAUAUUGGAUGUGAACCUGGGUGCCAUCAGCAGGUUGGAGACUAUCAGUGUCCAGAGUCUUGGGGAGAAUACUAGUGGCAUGGAGAUCGUCUGUAAGGAUAUGAGGAGUCAGAGGUUUGCUUAUAAAAAGGAAGAACAGAGUAACCUGGAGAUUUUGGAGGUGUUGACCAAGUAUGCCUUCCCCUUGUCCAAUGAGUUGUCACUAUUCGCCUUCCAAUACAAAGAGCAGUUUCCAGAGGAUGGAUGGAAGGUUUAUGAUCCAGUGUCCGAAUAUAAAAGAAUGGGUUUGCCAAAUGAGAGCUGGACCAUCAGUAAGAUCAACAGUAAUUAUGAAGUGUGUGACACUUACCCUGCUCUGCUCGUCACCCCAACCAGUAUUAAAGAGGAUGAGAUCAAACGAGUGGCCUCUUUCAGAGUAAAACAUCGCAUACCAGUCCUCUCAUGGAUCCACCCAGAAACUCAGGCCACUAUAGUUCGCUGUAGUCAGCCUAUGGUGGGCCCGACAGACCGCCGGUGUAAGGAGGAUGAGCAUUACCUCCAGACCAUCAUAGAUGCCAAUGCACAGUCCCAUAAACUCACCAUAUUUGAUGCUCGACAGAGUAUUGUUGCUGAAAAUCACAAGGCUAAGGAUGGAGGUUUUGAGAAUGAAAAUUUCUAUUCUAACAUGGACCUGAAUUUCCUGGAUAUCCCAAACAUUCACGUUAUGAGAGAGUCUCUGCGUAAGCUGAAGGAGGUGGUCUACCCUACCAUCGACGAACCCCACUGGCAUUCAGCCAUAGAUGCCACACACUGGCUGCAGUACAUACGGCUUUUGCUUGCGGGUGCGGUGAAGAUUGCAGAUAAGGUUGAGUCGAGUAAGAGCUCUGUGGUGGUGCACUGCAGUGACGGCUGGGACCGCACGGCUCAGCUCACCUCUCUGUCCAUGCUGAUGCUGGAUUCAUACUACAGGACUCUCAGGGGCUUCCAGGUGCUGCUGGAGAAAGAAUGGAUCAGCUUCGGACACAAGUUUGCUGCGCGUGUUGGUCAUGGAGAUGAAAAUCAUGCAAACUCCGAGCGCUCGCCUCUAUUUGUGCAGUUCAUAGACUGUGUUUGGCAGAUGAUGAGACAGUUUCCCACUGCCUUUGAGUUUAAUGAGCUCUUCCUCAUCACUAUCCUGGAUCACCUCUACAGCUGUCUGUUUGGUACAUUCCUUUACAACAGCGAACAGGAGCGAGUGGAAAAUGAAGUGAACAGUAAAACAGUGUCUUUAUGGUCCUACGUCAAUAGCCAGCCAGAGGACUUCACCAACCCCUUCUAUGUGGACUAUGAAAACCAUGUUCUGUACCCUGUGGCCAGUCUCAGACAUUUGGAGCUCUGGGUUGGAUACUACGUACGCUGGAACCCCCGCAUGAGACCACAGAUGCCUGUGCACCAGAACUUGAAGGAGCUGCUGUAUCUUCGUGCAGAGCUACAGAGGAAGGUGGAGGAGUUACAGAAAGAAGCAUCUUCAUCACACUCUAUAUCCUCUUCAUCAGAGCAUGCAUAUUCUCCUUCAAAUGGCGGUACACCACUACACACCUCUGUGUAAAUUAGAGAAUUUUUCAUUAACAGAAUGUGUGGAAGGAAUCUAUAGGUUACAGUAAACAUAGGUAUGUGAAGUCUAUAUCUAUUGGUCGUUUCUCACUGGAUAAUAAUGCUUUGGGCAGGAUGUAUAGAGGCCCAACACAUACACUUGUGUAAACUAGCAUGAACACCCAAAAAAGGGUCUCAAAAAAAUAGUGUCUCCCACACAAUUCAGGUUCAGUUGAGUUGUUUGGAGCUGCUCUUAAAGACUGAUAACCAGGAAAGCGUUUGAUCGUAAUUAAGUUUAUGAAAAGUUUAUGGCCAGUAUUUGACUUGUAAUUAUUGACAUAAUUUUAAUAAUUUAUUUGUGUGUAGUCAGGGUAAAAUGAGCAUCUUUUUCUAUUUCACAGCAUUUCUGUGCUUUUUCUGUAGUUUUUUUGUGUAAGAUUUUUGCUUUACUGCCUCAGCAUUGCCUGCCUUUAUGCCAAUACCAGACCAACCUUUUAACUGUUCACUCAAAAAAUAUUAUUCCUCUAUCUAUAAGCUUGUGUUCCUAUUGUGUCUUAUGUUCCAUAAGCAAUGGGGUUUUGAAUUGCUAUUGCUUUUGCGAUACUGCCAAUUUGAAACCACAUACUGUUUUUGUUUUUCUUUAGCACUUGUUUGUAUGAAAGUGGAAUUAGGUUUUAAUGUGCAUACCCUACUACUGCACUACUACUGUACUUUCACGUACUACUGAAAUGUAUGUUUACACAAGGUAAAGGGACCAUCUGAUAUAUAUGUAUAUAUCAACUCAUGAUUGAUUAAGCAAGUGCAAAUAUCUUGUUUU
Carassius carassius (crucian carp) is the source of this 3147-nucleotide messenger RNA. Its product is annotated as myotubularin-related protein 2-like. Bases 247 to 2346 code for a protein of 699 amino acids. The transcript is spliced from 18 exons. Lineage: Eukaryota; Metazoa; Chordata; Actinopteri; Cypriniformes; Cyprinidae. The record is from RefSeq and is a predicted model, not a curated record. Gene Ontology annotation, biological process: dephosphorylation. Gene Ontology annotation, molecular function: phosphatidylinositol-3,5-bisphosphate 3-phosphatase activity.